AUGGUUUAUUGGAAUUCUUAAGAGGUCGUAUAGGCAGUCAUUGGGGGUGCUUUGAUUGCAUUAUCAACUACACUGAAUUUAUUACUAUUUGGAAGAAUUACUGGAAUUAGCGGUAUUCUAAGCAGUGUGACGAAAUAUGACACAAGCUAAGGAUUUUAUUGGAAGUAUUGUUUCAUUCUAGGGCUUCUUACAAUUCCUAAGAUCUUAUAGGUGAUUUUUGGAAGCUAUAUAGAUCUAGGAGAUGGUUAUUAUUUUCCAAUGUUUGAUUCGAAUGAACUAGCCAUGAAGUAGACUCACAUUGCUGCCUGGUUUAUUGGUGGAUUCUUAGUAGGUGUAGGAGUAAGAAUGGGAAAUGGCUGCACUAGUGGCCAUGGGGUCUGUGGAAUACCUCGAUUAGCAACUAGAUCAAUAGUGGCCACGUGUACUUUCAUGAUUACAGGUUUUGCACUUGCAAGUCUGAAAUAUCAUGAACCUUUUCUGAGUAAUGGGGAAACUUUUGGUGAUACUUACUAUGAAGUUUGGAGAUGGUUAACUCUCGCUAUCCUUAUUCUAGGUCACAUUUAUGGAGGUUUCGUCUUAAUCUCUAAAGAUGAGAAACACAUAAGAUUAGAGUGUAUUUGGUCUUAUGUCUUUGGAUUAUUAUUUGGAUUGGGCCUUCUAAUAUCAGGCAUGUGUAGAAUCUCAAAAAUACUAAACUUCUUGAUAAUUGACAGUGUAGUUUGGGAUCCAACACUUAUUUUUGUAAUGGGAUCGGCUGUCGCCAUAAAUGUGGUAACUUUCUAUUUCAUUUAAAAAAGAAAGUAUCCCAUAUAUGGCGAGAAAUUUUCUAUUCCUCCAAGGAAAGGGAAGGUUGAUCUUAGACUCGUUUGCGGGGCAGCAAUUUUCGGAAUUGGUUGGGGUUUCGCAGGAUUAUGUCCAGGACCCGGCCUUGUAAAUUUCUUUCACGAAACUCAUGGUUUAUUUUGGGUUUUAUCACUCUUUAUUGGAAUGUUCACCUUUGAUUAUGGCUUAAAAUUUUACGAAGAUAAGAAAAAGAAAACAGAGGUCACAUAUGUUAGAACUAAUUGA
Molecule: messenger RNA, 1068 nt
Organism: Stylonychia lemnae
Lineage: Eukaryota; Ciliophora; Spirotrichea; Sporadotrichida; Oxytrichidae
Source: the annotation of a GenBank genome assembly